Molecule: messenger RNA, 4981 nt
Organism: Haemorhous mexicanus (house finch)
Lineage: Eukaryota; Metazoa; Chordata; Aves; Passeriformes; Fringillidae
Exons: 8
Coding region: 186-3263 (1025 amino acids)
Biological process (GO): meiotic chromosome segregation
Cellular component (GO): nucleus; chromosome, centromeric region
Source: RefSeq, a predicted model, not a curated record
CGAAAGUCGCUUGGCGGGCAGGGCUUCCUCUUCGCCCUCGUCCUCCUCCUCCUCCGCCGGGGGUACGCCUGGGGCCGGGCCAGGCCGCGGCGCCGUUUGUCGGGGCAAGUGCGAGCCUUGGCCGGUGAGGGCUUGCGGAAGGGAAAUACGGGUGCUGACCCCGCUCGGUGUCGCUCUCUUCAGCGAUGGCAGCGUGGGAGGCCGCCGAAAUGUCCUUCUUCAGUCUGAGCGACGUGAGGGAGCGGAUGCGGGAGAAGAAAAAGGGUGCCUUGAGGACUGCGAAGUUGAAUGCCUCGCUCGCAUCGAAAAUCAAAACGAAGAUCAUCAACAACUCCUCCACUAUGAAAGUCUCCCUAAAGCAGAACAAUAAAGCAUUGGCUCUGGCCCUCAAUGCAGAGAAAGCCAAUGCACAGCGGCUCACCCAGGAGAAGACCAUCCUACAGAAGGAGGUGAAGCAGUGCCACUUCCAGAACGCUGUGCUGCGGCACAGGCUCUCCUUCCUGAAUAAUAUGUUGAAAAAAAUGGAGAAUCUUAUGGCUGCAGUUAAGAUGGCCGAGCUGUCUGAGUUCCAUAUAAAUUCUUCAUCCUUGUCCAGUGGCCAGAAGAGCAUCAUGACUGAAGAUAGCUGGGCUGAUGAUAUUGUAGAUGGUCAGCUUCUGAGGGUUACACAGAUACCCAUGAGAGUGCCCAUUUCCAAGCUGCAUGAUGCAGAGCAGCAAGCUGGCAGCUCCACAGCACUACAGACAUCCUCAGGAGAACUUCAGAGACCUGCUUCUAAUGCAGGAGAAUUUCAGAGACCUGCUUCUAGUGCAGGAGAACUUCAGAGAUCUGCUUCUAAUGAGGCCCUGAAAAUUGCGCCUGUUGCCUCCAAGGAUGCUUUGCCACCACAGCACGAUGAGAAGUCUCAGUUCUGCCAGGAAGAGAAUGGCAAAAAGGUGACUGAAGCAAUGGCAACAGAGGGGGCUUUUCAUGACUCUCACAUAUUUGGAGAGGUCUUGUGCAGCACUGAACAAAAUCCCAACAAUUUGCCAGCGCUUGCCCUGGAAAGUCAUACUCUUUCAUAUGAGGCUGAUGAGAUGGCAAAACAUUUUUUUGAUGGUCUCUCACAAGGGCACGUGACUCAGAGGAGAAAGCGUUCCACCCUGUUUGCUACAAGCACUCCAUCUUCUGCUCUGGAUAUCUUCCCACAUGUCAGUUCCACUCAGGCAGCUUGGGGUAGUACUGCACAGGACAAGAGCAGCUCCAGCAAGAACAACACACAGCAACAGCUGCGAUCUCCCAGCUCCCUGGCUUCACCUGCUCAAACUGCUGUGAUUUCUCAUAGAAACUCUGUGGGUAAAGAGACCUUUUGUGAGCAGCCACAGACAAAAGAAAUGGUGUGUGGUGUUGAAACGGACCCUAGCUAUAGCCAAGUCCCUGAGUUUGUUUCUGUAAAGGUUAAAAGCAAAGGUAAGUGUAAAACUGGAGAGAAAAAGACUGUUAAAAAAGUGAGAACAGGAAAAAAGAAAACAACUGCAAUUAAAAACAAUGCAGAAAGUAGUCCUGACAGAUCUCAAGGUGAAGAGCGUGCUCAAAAUGCAAAGCUUCUUCAGCCAAAAGUUGCAACACGUUCUAGUGAGACUGAAGUCUGUGAGAUGGGGCAGAAGGUGUGUGAGGGGGCUUUUGAUAGGAGGAACAGAGACUGUGGUGUGGAGCACCAUUCCCACUCUCCUGAUGGAGUCCAAGACUUUGGAAGUACAUAUGAGGUGAAUCCAGCACAGCUGCAGGGUCUUGAAAGUGUUGACUUAACGCAGCAGGUUAAGAAGGGACCUAUCUUUGAGAUGCAAAGUAUGGAGAGCUUGCUAAAACCCCCAGUUCAUACCUUCUCAAGUCAUGAAGUUCCCUCAGGUGAUUCCAGUCUACAGAAUUCUACAAAAUUCUCCAGUGUGAGCAGAAAGAGCAUCAGACAGAAAGCCAACAGAAAAACUAGAGUAAUUGGGCAAAGACAUGAUUCUGAUGAGGAAUAUCUACCAAACAUUGUGAUAAUACCAGAGUCCAAAGCUGAAGAACGGCCUAAAAGAAGCACAACAAGCAGGAAGAGUACUGCCAGGAAUAGCAAUUGUGAUCAGAGAAAGGAAGUUAAUGUAUUUAGGCCCUGCAUAGAUGUUCAAGGAGUAGCUAAUGAGAACACAAAGGAUUUGCCAGGUAAUCUAAAACAGCGCAGGGAAACAUAUAUUGUCCAUCCUUUGAAUCUUGCAGGAAACUUGGGUUGUUUCCAGACAGGAUCUAAAGGGAGUGAAAAUCUACCUCCCAGGUCUGUUCCUGGGAGCAAAGUGAGCAAAAUCCCCAGAGCUGUUAAGAGCAAUCAAAAGAGCAAUAAAAAACAGACAGGGGGCCAUCAAGAAAGUGGGCAAGGGGAAGUUGACCACAACAUGAAUGGUUUGACAAAAGAAGCCUCUUGCAAACCCAGGCCUCAGCAGAAGAGGAGCAAUCCUCAACCUCCAGAGACUGAUUCCCUGGCCAGAAAAAGUGAUGGUGCCAAGGUUCUCAUUGGAAGUUCCACAGAACUUGCAUCCAAGCAGACAAUCCUGAUGGAGAAGUUUUCCUGCAUUAGCCAUCUGCUGUCUGAGCCAGGUGAUGUCCUGGAGGAGCAGCUACCUGAGAUAUCACUUGCAGAUAGUCUUACAGACCUUUCACACAGUCUUGAAUCCUCCCAUGUGAGCAGUUCUGCCGUUUUGUCUGUCAGCUCCAGACUUACAGAAGUACCAGUUUCCAAGAGCUUAAGUACUGAGGGUAACAGAAUGCCAGCAAAAUCUCCUGUUCAGUUGAAAAACUCCCUGAUAUUUAAAGAAAACCCUGCAGAAGAAAUACCUGGGGAAAGGAACCAAGUCCAGUCAUGUUCUUGGAGCUCACCUUCACAGGAACCUGAUAUCAGGCCACUACAGGACUUGAACAAUGCCAGGGUUCUGUCUCUCUCCAGCUCAGAGGAAGCAUCAGGGCGCUCAUCUAGGCGGAAACGGAAGCCAACCUGCUACAAAGAGCCAUCAAUCAAUAGGAAACUGAGGCAGGGUGACCCAUUUACAGACACUGAGUUCCUCCACUCUUCUCUCAACAAAAGAAAAAUACCUGUCAAAGCCAAGGGAACGACCAAGAAGAUGAAAGAGAACAAAGAAUGGCUUCCUGAAGAAUGUCUCAGUCCCAAGGCAGGCAAGUUGGUAACAACAGAAAGGAUUAGCACAGAGGUUAAAAGCAGCCCCCAGGCUCCUAGAAGCUCACGCAUUUAGCCACAAGGCUACAGCUUCAAACGCAGAGGCCUGAGCAAAGAUGGAGAUGGCUGCCAAGGCAGCUGAACUAUUCCAUCUAAGGCAACCCAAGGACCAAUUUGACAAAUUGAGCUCUGUGCCAUGAAUUUCUUCUGUUUUCAAAUCUUUAGGAUUUAUGGGUGGGGAAAGUGGUUGACACAAAUUGAUGGAUGUCUGUUUUAAUGAUGGGCAUGGCCCUUAUGCGCUGUAUGAUUAGCUCCUAGCUAUCUUCUGCUUUCUUCAUGUUCUCUGCCACUGUCUGCCAUGUAAAGCUCCCUGCAGCAGAAGAUGAACUCUAUACCAACCAACAUUAAAGAGUAUUGGAAACACAGGGUGCUUAGGACCAGACCUAAACAUGUCUUGUCUUGAACAUUCUGAGUAUUGCUAGAAGAAGGGUUAUCAGAGGAGAGGGUCCUGGGGACAGAGCUGUUUAAAGACAUCUCCCCUUUUCCUGUCACUCCUUGCACUUGUUAAAAAGUACUUCCUUCAGCAUUCUUAUAGCCCCUUGAGGUACUGGAAGGUGUCAUAAGGUCUCCCUAGCACCUUCUGUUUUCCAGGCUGAACAACCUCAACUCUCAGUCUGUCUUCAUAGGGGAGGUAUUUCAACCUUCUGGUCAUCUUUGUGUUCCCCCUCUGGCUUUGCUCCAACAGGUCAAUAUCCCUCUUAAGCUGAGAAUCACAGAGCUGGAUAACAGUACUCCAGCUGGGGUCAGUUGUGUUUCAGGAAAUCCUUUACUCAUCCAUUGCAGUACCCACUGGCUUCAAGCACUUGUUUUUUUAGGGUCUGCUGGUAUAACUUUGAAGGUUAUUGAUUUUAAAUGUUUGAGAGUGGUGGGGAAAAGAAGGGAUCACACCAGUCAUAAAAGGGAAGGAAAUGUGCCUGUCUGGAAGGAGGAAAAGUGUUUCCUCUUUGUGGCAGAGCAGGGAGAGGGCUGCUCUUUUCUUCUGACCAUACUUACUCCUUCUCCUUAGCACCUCAGCAGCAUCUAUCAGUUCAUGAGGACAGGCUGGGUCUUGCUGUACUCUGUAUUCAGAGGACUCCAGAAGAUGGAAACUUCAUUAGUACAGGUAAAAUAGUGUCAUCACCAGUCAGUAAAUGCUACAACAUAGCUUACAUUUAAGCUGUACCCUUAAGUUAUUAAAACUAGGAAACAAAAAGCCUGAGAUUCAAAAAUGCCCUCUUAUUUAUUUGUUCAGUUUUCUGGAGGUUACCAAGCUUUCUCUGGUAUUCUGUAACUCUGGAAGCCAGGUAGGAGCUAGUAACACUUAUAACACUUGUUAUAAGUGCUGUUGUAUUAGUACCUGCCUGUAUUGACCCACUGAUGUCAGAAGCCAGGCCAGGAACGUAGAUCUCCAGGUGUUCCCAAUAAUUGUUUUCAUUGCCUCUAUGGGUCAGAAAUGGGACUUUUUCCAGCUGCACUCAUGUGCUUGUGCUAAUAACAGAAUAGUACAGAAUAGUAGAUUGUAUUCAUUGACAUUGAGGUACAGAGACAGCUGCGAGCAAACACAAGGUAAUAAUAGCUGUGCUUCAAACACAAGGUAAUAGUAGCUCCUUUAGUCUAACAUCCUAAUCACCACCUCUAGCAGUCAGCUGGAGGGGGAGUUUGUUCAUGUGUAACCAGUUUCUGUUGUGCUGAGCAAUGAUGUAUCAGUUUCUGUUACUCUCCAAAUAAAAUUUCAAUGCAAGUGGUAUUUUCAAA